AACAACUUUCUGCAAUAAGAUAGAAAACCUAUAAGCACAAACAUAAGUAGAUAUGUCUUUUUCAGUAGUAGCAGCAGCUUUUAUGGUGGUUUUAGCAGUUCUGUUGACAAGGGUUGUGAAGUGGGUGUGGAUAAAACCAAAGAAGCUAGAGAGUUACCUGAGAAGACAAGGUCUCCCUGGAACUCCUUACACACCUCUUGUAGGUGAUAUUAAGAGGAAUGUUAAAAUGUUGAUGGAGGCAAGAUCUAAACCUAUCACUUUAACAGAUGAUAUCACUCCACGUCUCCUUCCUCUCACUUUAAAGAUGUUUAAUUCUCACGGAAGGACUUUUUUCAUAUGGAUCGGACCAGUUCCAACGAUCAUGAUAACCAAUCCAGAGCACAUCAAAGAAGUUUUUACUAAAUUUAACGAUUUUGAGAAGAAUACUUCAUUCCCUUUGAUCAGAUUGUUAGUAGGUGGGCUUGCAAGCUAUAAGGGAGAUAAGUGGGCAAGACACAGGAGGAUAAUCAACCCUGCUUUUCACCUGGAGAAGAUCAAGAACAUGCUCCCUGUGUUCUACCAUUGUUCAAGCGAGAUUGUGUCCCAAUGGGAGAGACUGUUUAUAGAUAAAGAGUCUUCUUGUGAGGUCGAUGUUUGGCCUUGGCUUGUGAGUAUGACUGCGGAUGUGAUCUCGCAUGCUGCUUUUGGAAGCAGCUAUAAAGAAGGACAAAGAAUAUUUGAGCUUCAAGGGGAGCUAUCUGGUCUCAUCGGACAAGAGCUUAAGAAGCCUUACAUCCCUGGACUAAGGUUUUUCCCAACAAAAAGUUCUAAGAGGAUCAAAGCAAUAGACAAAGAAAUAGACACAAUACUGAGAGGUAUGGUGAGUAAGAGGGAAGCUGGAGAAGCAGAACACAAAGAUUUGUUGGGGGUACUGCUUUCAUCAGGUUCAGAAGAAUCUGGAGGAAAUGGUUUGAGCGUAAAAGAAGUUUUGAGAGAGUGCAAGCUGUUUUAUUUCGCAGGACAAGAGACAACUUCAGUACUCUUGGUCUGGACAAUGGUUUUGUUAAGCCAUCACCAAGACUGGCAAGCUAGGGCAAGAGAGGAAGUGAGACAAAUACUCGGUGAUGCUACCAAUGAUACUAAACCUGAUAUAGAUUCUCUUAGCAACCUUAAAGUAAUGAGUAUGAUCUUCAAUGAGGUUUUGAGGCUAUACCCUCCAGUGGCUGAGCUUAAAAGAUCUGCCAACAAAGAAAUGAAGCUAGGAGAGCUUACACUUCCAGCUGGUGUUAGAGUUUAUAUACCAACUGCUCUUGUUCAUCGCGACACCGAGCUUUGGGGGGAGGAUGCAGGGGAGUUUAAACCAGAACGUUUCAAAGAUGGGAUCUCAAAAGCAACAAAGAACCAGGUAUGUUUUCUCCCCUUUGGGUGGGGGCUGAGGAUAUGCAUUGGUCAGAACUUUUCUCUGUUGGAGGCUAAGAUGGCAAUGGCUUUGAUUCUACAAAAGUUCUCCUUUGAGCUCUCUCCUUCUUAUGUUCACUCGCCUCAGAUGGUCAUGACCACUCGUCCUCAGUUUGGAGCCCAUCUCAUCCUACACAAGCUAUGA
Eruca vesicaria subsp. sativa (arugula) is the source of this 1582-nucleotide messenger RNA. Lineage: Eukaryota; Viridiplantae; Streptophyta; Magnoliopsida; Brassicales; Brassicaceae. The record is from the annotation of a GenBank genome assembly.